This is a messenger RNA of Saccostrea cuccullata (small rock oyster), 1278 nucleotides long. Its product is annotated as leucine-rich repeat and fibronectin type-III domain-containing protein 5-like. The record is from RefSeq and is a predicted model, not a curated record. The transcript has 2 exons. Lineage: Eukaryota; Metazoa; Mollusca; Bivalvia; Ostreida; Ostreidae. Gene Ontology annotation, molecular function: protein binding. Bases 1 to 1278 code for a protein of 425 amino acids.
AUGGUAGAGAUGCCAUAUUUCUAUCUGGUUAUUUCCUUGGGAAUAUCCUUUGUGAGCACCACGACGCUUUGCCCUGGUGGCUGUCGAUGCAUUGAAAAUGACGACACAAAGCAAACUGACGUAAUCUGCGAACGUCUUCAAAAUUUUCCAUCAUAUUUUCCGAAAAGAACAGCGCAACUUCAAAUUCUGUACUCGAACUUGAGCUCUAUUCCACAAAAUGCUUUCUCUCAGUCACCUGAGAUCAAAAGUGUCUACGUCAGAUUUUCUAACGUAGGGAUCAUUAGCAGUCUUGCGUUCACGAGUCUGCUUAAUCUCAGCGACAUAGAAUUCCAAAGAAAUAAUAUAACUAGAUUUGAAUCGUUUGCAUUUUCAAAUAUGAAUGUUUCGUCGAUCUCAAUUAUGUACAACAAUGUCGAUAUUAUUGAAUCACAUGCUCUCGCAAUAAUUAAAGCAGACGAUCAAAUCGUAUGUUCUAACAACUUUAUUGGCGAACUCCAAACUGCGUCAUUCAGUGACGUAAAGAAAACGAAAUUAUUCCAGUUUCAAAACAAUACCAUUGAAAUUGUAAGAGAAAAUUGUUUUACGAACUUCUCAUCUAUUAGGUCAUUUGACUUUUCAAAUAAUCAUUUCUUAAGUGUUGAACCACAAUUAUAUGAUACAAAAAUAAGUACAAUAUUUAUAAUGUUCAGUAACAGUAUUAAGUGCAAUUGUGAAAUAAACUGGAUUUUUGAUAACCCCUUCUAUAAGAACUUCAUAGAUUACAAUUACUGUGAUGUAAGGACGAAAAACUCUGAGAAAAUUCCUCUGUCUGACUGGUAUCAAAGCUACCUAACCAUGUGUAGGCCAACAACUACGAAAAGAAUCCUACAGGAAUCGACCUCACCGACAUCUACAACUAAGGAACGUCAUCCAACGUCAUCAUCCCCGAAUCAGACAUUGUUGAUUACGUCACUGCGUGCUGAGUUAUCUUCGUCCAAAGAGAAAUUUACGACUGCAUCUGUUCAUGUCAAGGCCACAUCGCAAAGAACACAUUUAAAGACAACUGGAAUCGUAGAUCUCUCAACAACCACAAAAACAUCAACUUUCUCUACAACUGAUGUAAAACUGAGUUCCUCCCAUGUGGAAGAAGCAUCUAAAACAACUGAAAGUCAAUCUCCCCCUGCGACACCUAGAUCUGGGUCUCCAGGCACUCUCGGGGACAGCCUCAAAGUCAAAACAGGAAUUCUUGUGACGCUAAUAACUUGUCUGUUUAUUUGUGUUUUGAACAAUGUUGACUAA